Acipenser ruthenus (sterlet) is the source of this 1913-nucleotide messenger RNA. RefSeq names its product olfactory receptor 1-like. Bases 107 to 1045 code for a protein of 312 amino acids. Lineage: Eukaryota; Metazoa; Chordata; Actinopteri; Acipenseriformes; Acipenseridae. The record is from RefSeq and is a predicted model, not a curated record. Gene Ontology annotation, molecular function: G protein-coupled receptor activity; olfactory receptor activity. The transcript has 2 exons. Gene Ontology annotation, biological process: G protein-coupled receptor signaling pathway. Gene Ontology annotation, cellular component: membrane.
UUGGCAGAGCUACGUGGUCCAUCCUUUGCAGGUCUUCACAAGGCAGUCCUUCUCUUUUGUUCACGCUACUCUCCCUUAUAAUAGGAGGUAUUUUGAAGAAGCAGCUAUGGAGAAAGAAAACUCAUCCUACGUUACAAUGUUUACCCUUUCUGGAUUAAAUGAAUCAAGCACAAAUAAAUACAUCUAUUUUUCUUUCACUCUCCUGGGUUAUCUCUUUAUCAUUUGUGUUAAUUUAAUUCUAAUUGUAAUAAUAGCUCUUGAAAAGACACUUCAUGAGCCCAUGUAUUUCUUCCUCUGUAAUCUGAGUGCUAAUGCACUGUAUGGAACUGCUGGUUUCUAUCCUAAACUACUGUUUGAUUUUCUGUCUGAUACGCAUGUCAUCUUGUAUUCUGGGUGCCUUCUACAAAUAUUUGUCAUCUACAGUUUUUCUACGUGUGAAUUAUCAAAUUUAACAGUGAUGGCAUAUGAUAGGUAUGUGGCAAUAUGCAGGCCCCUGGAGUACCAUGCUAUCAUGUCGCCUUUGACGACUGGUAAAUUAAUUCUGUUUUCUUGGAUUUUUCCAUUCUGUUGUGUGUGUAUUGGUACUCUACUGACUUUCAGGUUGCCCUUAUGUGGCUCCCACAUUGAAAAACUAUAUUGUGAUAACUGGUCAAUUGUGAAAUUAUCUUGUGUAGGGACUACUGUUAACAAUGGAUAUGGAUAUGUUAUAAUAUGUCUAUUCUUUGCACAUUUCCUUUUUAUUUUAUUUUCCUACAUGAAAAUAUUCAGAGCGUGCCGGGCAUCUAGUAUAGCAAUGAGUAAAUGUUUGCAGACCUGUUUGCCACAUUUGUUGACCUUGAUCAACUACUGUAUUGCCAUGCUUUUUGAUUUAAUGUACAGUAGAUACGGUUCAAAUGAUAUGCCACAGGUUUUACACAAUCUCCUGUCAGUGGAAUUUCUGAUCGUCCCCCCUGUUUUCAAUCCUGUCAUUUAUGGUUUAAACUUUCAAAAGAUCCGGAACAAAGUCACAAGAAUGUGCAGCAGAAACAAAGUAAUUCACACUUAAUAGAUUCCAGAUGUAGUUGCUACUAUCGCCUUACAUUUGUAAGAAAUCAAAACUUUUAACUGUAUAUUGUUUUCUAUAAUUAAUAGAAUUGUAUUAACUAUUUCAUGAAAGACACACUUUAUUGCAAUGAAAAAUGGAUAGAAAGUUGAGUUGUUUAGUAAGAUAUGUGCUUAUACAUACAGGAUUAUUUAAUUUGUAAUUGACUCAAGAAAGUAACAGAAUCAGGUAAGUUAAAUGGACGCGAUGCACUUUUUCAACUUCAUUGCAAACCUCUUCCUGAACCCUUCUUGGUUUUGUUAAUAUAAACUGAAAUGCUUAUUUAUUAAGGGUCACCCAUUUCUGAGGGUAGCUUCACAUUUUAUAUAGAAAAAUGUAUCAUCAAAGGAAUCAAAUGUACUGCAGGCAUAAGACCAGCUUCUGAUGUAAAAAAAUAAAGCAAUGUUUCAUGUAAUGUAAUGUAUUUUAAACUGAAAUAGUUUAUAUCCAUGCUAAGCACAAGUACAUUACAUGUGUACGAAGCAAAUAGAUAAAUACAUUGUUGGUCUUGUGGUUAAAAACAGUAAUUCCAGUCAGCCUUUCAAAGCAGAUUCCUGUACAGGUUAAUAUGCAUGUUUUAUAAUUUCAGAAACAAUAAAGAGAUGUAUUAAAUAAGCCAUAAUUCAUGACAUGAUUUAUAUUUGUAUAUAAUGUAAACACUAAUGCACAACCUUGAAUAUCUUGUUUUUAUAAUGUGGCUUAAAUACGAUUGAAUACAUAUUUUAUGUUAUAUACUGUAUAAAUACAAUGUAGUAUGUAUGUAUAUUGUUAAUGUAUUUUAUGUAUAAAAUGCAUCCUUACAGUAAAAAAAAAAAAAAGUGUUACAUAUUGG